Messenger RNA from Trichomonas vaginalis G3, 270 nucleotides. RefSeq names its product dynein light 2 family. The record is from RefSeq and is a predicted model, not a curated record. Gene Ontology annotation, cellular component: dynein complex. Lineage: Eukaryota; Parabasalia; Trichomonadida; Trichomonadidae. Gene Ontology annotation, molecular function: dynein light intermediate chain binding; dynein intermediate chain binding. The transcript has a single exon. Gene Ontology annotation, biological process: microtubule-based process. Bases 1 to 270 code for a protein of 89 amino acids.
AUGGGAGAAAAUCAAGAAAACAUGGAAGGUAAUGAUAUGCCAAAGGACAUGCGUGAUAGUCUCACUACGAUAUUCAAGGAAUCAAUACAGGAAACAGAUGAUCUGAACGAAAUAGCUCAAAAAAUCAAACAAAGUUUUGAUAACAAAUAUUUCGAAGGAUGGAAUUGCAUUGUCGGAAGACAAUUCGGAUCUAGUGUAACAGCAAUCGAAAAAACGCAUUUCUUUGAAAGAAUUGGACCACUUUACAUCGAAGUUUGGCAAUGCAAGUAA